Messenger RNA from Pongo pygmaeus (Bornean orangutan), 1009 nucleotides. RefSeq lists its product as uncharacterized. Lineage: Eukaryota; Metazoa; Chordata; Mammalia; Primates; Hominidae. The transcript is spliced from 3 exons. The record is from RefSeq and is a predicted model, not a curated record. Bases 149 to 1009 code for a protein of 286 amino acids.
GCAGGAAUUUAAGCAGUGGUGUGGAGGGAUCAGCUCCAUGGUUUAGAAAGAUUAGUGGGGCAGUAGAGAGAAGGUUCUAGAAAGGGUGAGUCCAGGAGGAGACAGCAGUAACCCAGGCUAUGCAUGCAAAAAGUAGGGAUAGGGAGAGAUGAACAAGUUCCAGAAGUCUUUGGAAGGCCUGGCAGCCCCCAGUCAUGCCUACAGGCUGAACCCAGCCCAGCUCAUCUCAGAUAAAGCAUCUAAUUCAAGUCCUACACGGAGCCCAGGCCUCUGCUUUGAAAAAUCUCUUGACCUCAGCAGUCCAGCUCGGGACGGGCCCAGCGAAUCCCAACCCCAAUCUGUCGUCCUCAUCCCAGAGGGAUACUCAGCCUAUUGGACCUUGGCCUUUCUCUGGGGGACGGUGAGGCCUACAGGAGUGAGCUGCGCUGCCCACUCCCCGCAGCAGGUGGCGCCGUCUUGCUGGGAUUGGACUCCGGGCCUGUGCGGGCCUGGCUGGGAAGCGCUCUGUGGAGAGGAACGCGACUGGAGCGGCUGGGGUGGGGGGCACCCGUCCUGCGCCUGGGACCCUCACGGGGCCUCCCUGCUCCAGUCACUCCCGCCCGCCUGCCAGCCUGUCCCCAGCUCUCCUGCGUCUCCACUCUGUCCCUGUUGCCCUUCCUGUCUUCCCCCAGCCCUCCAUUCCUGCUUUCGGUUGGGGUCCCGGACAGGGUCUGGUGAGCUGGUUCACUCCGAAGCAUCCGCACCGCAUAAGGGAACUCUCAGCCCAGCCCAGCGGGCGUUUGGCCAUGGCUUGGCACCGUGGGGGGCCUCUCUAAGCAACCCCGACUCCCAGGGUUUGCCUACAUUCUAUGCCCUCAGGAGGUGCUCAGUGCCCCGAGCUGGGGCUUGGGGUGGAAGGGUUCCUAGGAACAUAUAUAUGAGAAAGUGGCCUAGUGUCACCAGUGCCUUGCUGGGUAGCAGCUGCUCCAGUUCCCUGAUGGAGAUGGGGCUGUUUGUCACUCUGGGGUGA